Mustela lutreola (European mink) is the source of this 2391-nucleotide messenger RNA. RefSeq names its product mitochondrial antiviral signaling protein (gene MAVS). The record is from RefSeq and is a predicted model, not a curated record. Lineage: Eukaryota; Metazoa; Chordata; Mammalia; Carnivora; Mustelidae. The transcript has 7 exons.
GGCCGCGCGGUCCCGCCUCUCCCCGCCGCGCCCCCUCCCUGCUGGGGAGGGUUCCGGAGUGUCCGCGGAGGUCGGCGGGUCGCGGAGUCGUGGCUACCCGAGCCUUUUUACCCCCCCUCCCCCAUCUGUCCUUUUAUGGGCCAGAACCCGCCAUCACUUCAGAACCUAGACAGCGAUGACGUUUGCAGAGGAAAAGACUUACGAGUAUAUCCGCUACCAUUACAGCAGUUUUGUCGACCGCAUUCAUGUUCUGGAGAUACUGCCUUACCUGUCCUGCCUCACCACAAGUGACCAGGACCGACUGCGGGCCUCUUGCCAGCUCUCUGGGAACCAGGGCACCCUCUGGGAGCUCUUCAACAGCCUUCGGCGGCGGAUCGGCUGGGUGGAGUCCCUCAUCAGUGCACUAAGGGCCUGUGAGCUGGUGGAUCUUGCUGACGAAGUGGCUCGCAUCUACUACAGCAACCUGCCCGGCCUUUCCUGUCAUUGGGAGCAUCCAUGAUUCCCCCUUGACAUCACUCUGUCUUUGCCUCCAGCCCCAGUGGAGCCACAGUUAGUUCCUGCUGAGGUUCCACGGUCCUCUAAACCUGCUGUGGCCCCCAGGGCCCCCCACAACGGCUACAGAGAGGAGGAGCCAAGUUUCCCCUUGCCAGUCCAGGAUACCCAGCCAGCAGAGUCCCCGGAAGAGAGUUCAAAGAAAGUCCCACCGAUGCCCCAUUCUGGGGAUGUCCUGAGGAGGCCCGCUGGCCCCCUGGAAACCUCCUCUGACAUGGCGGCCUUCAACCCUCUGACCUUCAGUGGACAUCAAGAGCAGGACACAGAACUAGGCGGUGCCCACACACCAGGCACGGCCUCCAGCCUCCCCUCAUCCCGUGGGCCUGUGUCUCCAUCUGUCUCCUUCCAGCCCCUGAGCCGUUCCACCCACAGGGCGAGCCGUUUGCCUGCACCCUCCGCGGCAGCGCCAUCUGCUGGUACCUCCUCCUCAUCCAUGGGCUUGGCCUGUGCAGGGGGCUCUGGUGACCACUGUGAGGCCGGUGUCUGCUCCACGGGGCCUGGGGUGUCCACAAGCUCACUGACCACCAGCAUUGCGUCCUCCAGGGUUCCUGCCAGCUCAGCACUUGACAGAGCAGUGCCUUCCAAGUUGCCUGCCAGCUCAAAACCCUCAGGGGCAGUAGCCACUAAUGUGCUCACAAGUCUGCCACCGUCCAAACUACCCAUCAACUCAGUGCGUGCUGGCACAGCAGCACCCAGAGUGCCUACAGGCUUGGUGCCCGAGCCCAGGAUGUCCACAAGCACGGUGCCCAGCAAGGCGCCCGCCAGCACUGUGCCCACCGUCAGGAGCCACACACCCUCAGGGGAGACUGCAGGAGCUCCAGGGCCCACCAUCUCCACCAGAGACAGCUUGCCCGAACCAAACCCCAGCUCUUCUGGCUGGGAGUCCGAGUUGGAGCUGAGCAAGCCAGGCUGUCUGGCCUCCCGGGUAGACAGUGAGCCAUUCUCGGGCUGCUCUGCGGACCUGGCCCUCAGCUACAGCAAGUCGUUGGACGCGGGGCCUGACAAUGCCCCAGAGGAGAACGAGUACCAGUCGGUAGAUUCCAUUAGGAUCCAAGUGACCCAGGAUCCCAGCGUUGACCUGCUGGAGGGUAAUCCUGGGCCGCGUGCCACCCCGGAGCCCCUGGAGGAGGAGGAUUACAUCCAGGUCAGCACCUGGGCUCCGUGGCUCAGGGCAGCUGCUACUGGGGUGUUCCUGGCCUUGUUCCUGACAGUGGUCUACAGGCGGCGCCUGCUCCAGUGAAGCCUCUGGGUCCUCUGUGCUGGGAAUCUGCUCCCUUACCCAGAGGACAUCCAGCCCAAGCACGGACUGUGCUGUCUUCCUGCCUUGUCCCUUUUGUGGGGCUGGUGGAGCCUGGGUCAGAGGGGAGCCAGGGGGCCUCAGGCCACAUUUCUGUCCCAGCUCAUGCCCUCUCCAUAUGCUACAGACCUUGCCUACCCUGCAAUCUGGAUUAUCACCUUUAUUCUCUGGAGGAGGUGAGGUAUGCCCAUCCAGGCUGUAUACCCAUUUGUCUGAGUCCACAGAUCAAGAAGUACCACUGGUUGGCAAUGCCCCCCAUCCUGCCCUUGUGCUGGGUGGCUAGCAGAUGUGCAGCGGCAGUGGUGGGGCAGGGCGGACCUCCACAGGACCUUGCUCCAGACCCCAAAAGCCCAGCCAUUGCUCUAGGAGCAUCAGGGUGGUCCAUCUCCAGGGACAUGGCUGCUUGUGGUCCCUCAAGAGGUGGAGGAGGUCCAGACAUUCUCCUGGACCUUGGGGAAAUGUAAGCUGCUGGGCUAAGGACUGCCUCUGAAGCCUCUCUCCAGCCUCCUCACCCCCAUCUUCCUUUCCUUCCCUUCUGGUCU